GAAUUGAUCGUCGCCUUCUCAAGGUCUCUUCUCUCUUCUCUUAAUUGUCCUCUUCUUUUGCACUUUAUCCACAAUUACUCUCCUUUUCGGAUCUUUCAUGGUGUUUCUUCACACCUGUAAUUGCUUCAGCUUCCUUGCUCUUGGAAUUGCUUUUAAUUCCUUCUAGGGCACCGGAUUUCGUCACUGCGUGUCCGAUCAUUUCAAUCUCGGGAUCCAACCUUUGUACCUGAUUUCAGGAGCAUAGUCAACUCAGAUGCCGGAGGACGAUUUGAUUGACAUUAAGUUCAGGCUCUACGAUGGUUCUGAUAUUGGACCAUUUCGAUACUCGUCGGCAUCCACGAUUGAUGUGCUUAAGCAGAGAAUAGUAUCCGAUUGGCCCAAAGGAAAAACAAUCACUCCGAAGGCAGCCAGUGAAGUAAAACUGAUAAGCUCUGGAAAAAUUUUGGAAAAUAACAAAACUGUUGGUCAGUGUAAAUUACCUUUUGGUGAGUUCACGGGAGGAGUCACCAUAAUGCACGUUGUUGUACAGCCAUCCCUAGCGAAAGCUAAAACAGAGAAAAAGACUGACAAUUCGCAACAAAAGAUCGUCUGCUCCUGUUCCAUACUUUGAAAUACAACACCAGUCAUAUGAUUCGUUUGGAAAAGCUAGAUCUUCUCUCUUUUUAGAGGGUUUGCAACUACAAGAAGAGGGCUAUUUAUAGAUUACGAAAGGCAUUCAUGAUUCAGUGACGAGGGUAAUUUUGGAGAAAAUUGCUAAAGAACAUAUCCCCAUACUUUCUCCAACAAAAAGAAAAAAAAAAUUAAACAUUUACUUUUCUUUUUAAAAAAAAAAAUAACAAUAAUCCUUUAAGUUGAUUAAGUCAUCCUUUUUUAUUCUUUUCAAGAGAAAGUUAAGCCAUCCUACGAAUAGCAUUAUUUGUAAAAAGGAAAAUAUCUCUGGCACUUGGAGGUGGGAGUUCAAUUACGUAUGGUACUUUAUCUGAGAAAGAGAAUUGCUUUAUUGAAUACCCAAUAUCCUAAUUGAAGCUUAAUCAUCAUCCUUGUUGAAGAAACUUGUUUCGUUCAUGAUCACAUAUUAAACUGGUGAGCCGGCCUUAAAUUGCUUAUUUGGCAUGCCGUAGUCCAUUAAGAUACAUGGGAGGGUUAUAGCCGUUAAUUUAUUGUAUUUUGACAUUUAAAUAUCUUUUCAACUUGUCAAUGCCUUGGAAAAAUUCAGAAUGAGGUUCCUCUGACUCUUCCUUCCACCUAAUGGCUGCUUGAAGCGGAGACCAACAACUCUGGGUGCUCAUCUUGAGUCAAACAGAAUGUGCUGCCUCCAAGUAAUGAACCCAAAUGUUCUAUGCAUGUGGAAAUAGGAUGCUAUUACAUUUUAAGUUGAUGUUCUUUUAAAUUGAUCUGACAAGGUCAAGGUUCAAAUUCACCAGUUCUUAAACUCAAGAGAAAGAGAAGAUUCAUCUCAUAAUUCAUAAGUAAAUAGCAUCAUGAAAGAGAUAAACUGUUAGAUA
Molecule: messenger RNA, 1505 nt
Organism: Cucumis melo (muskmelon)
Lineage: Eukaryota; Viridiplantae; Streptophyta; Magnoliopsida; Cucurbitales; Cucurbitaceae
Product: membrane-anchored ubiquitin-fold protein 3
Exons: 4
Coding region: 254-610 (118 amino acids)
Molecular function (GO): protein binding
Source: RefSeq, a predicted model, not a curated record